GAGGCGCAGGACUUGAGGGCUAGCGGUCUGGCCGGGCGGGAUGAGCGGGCCCGGAGCAGCCGGCUCGGUGCGCGGGCUGCGGGUGGACGGGCUGCCCCCGCUGCCCAAGAGCCUGAGCGGGCUGCUGCACUCGGCGUCGGGCGGCGGCGCGUCGGGGGGCUGGAGGCACCUGGAGCGGCUGUACGCGCAGAAGUCGCGCAUCCAGGACGAGCUGAGCCGCGGGGGCGCUGGCGGCGGCGGGGCGCGGGCCGCGGCGCUGCCCGCCAAGCCUCCCAAUCUGGACGCCGCGCUGGCCCUGCUGCGCAAGGAGAUGGUCGGCCUCCGACAGCUGGACAUGUCCUUGCUCUGCCAGCUAUACAGCCUCUACGAGUCCAUCCAGGAAUACAAGGGAGCGUGCCAGGCUGCGUCGAGCUCAGACUGCACUUACGCGCUGGAGAACGGCUUCUUCGACGACGAGGAGGGCUAUUUCCAGGAGCAGAGCCCCCUGCACGACAGGAGGGAGCAAAGCCCCCCGAGGGACCCCUCACCGCCUGUCUCCCCGCUCUGCAGCGCCGACUGGAUCCUGGAGUCCAUCUAAAGGACCCAGGAGGGAGGCGACUGUCAGCGUGUGCUUCUCCUCUCCUCCCCCGCUGCGGGCAUCCCCAGGCCAGUGGGACCUGUGCUGCCCGUUCAGUUUGCAGGCAGGGAGAUCUGCCUGGGCGCGGGGCCUCGGGCCGCUUCAGGGGCCGCUUUCUACUGAGGUGACCUGGAGGCGUUCAGCAAUCUCCUCACAGCCUGGCCCUGAGGCCCUGCGGCCAAGGAUUUGUACUGAGAGCAUGAUGAGAGGGUCCCUGGAGAAGACCUGCUCGGGUUAUUUUGUGCAAGAUGAGAGGACCCGUGUGUAGCUGGCGGCUUUCUCACAGGUAGGGUUUGCCUCCAGUUUACAGUGUAAGAGAGCUAACACUUCCCUGCUGCCCUUCCUCGGUGUGUUCAACAGCCCUUCUUGCUGUUUCCUGAGCUCUGAAGCCACUGGGUCGAGCUGUAUUUAUUUGUAAGCUGCAUUACUCAUGGUCCAGUGACUCAGUAAAAGCUUUUCACUGAAACAGUAAACAUUUCAGGUCACACCAAUCAAGAGAACUGCAUUCUCUUAACCUGUCAAAAAUUUUUGUAUCAUCGUUUGUCCCUCAGAUGUGGGAGGAAGGAAGAUAGUACAAAGAUACUUCAAGCGGGGUUGGGGGGGGAAACUGGAGCAAGCUGUGUUUUGUGUCACCCACGGUAAGGCGGUGAACGUUUCAGGUUUUAAAGAUUCUGAAUGUCAGCUACUAUGUGAGAAAGCAAACUCUUCCACUCAAAACGGUCGUCACCUUAAGCCUUACUAUAUUUAUUAAAAUCUUUCAUGCACACUUUACGCUUUGUAGGUUACAAGUGAGGAUAAAAUGCUAAACUGUC
Molecule: messenger RNA, 1428 nt
Organism: Delphinapterus leucas (beluga whale)
Lineage: Eukaryota; Metazoa; Chordata; Mammalia; Artiodactyla; Monodontidae
Gene: FAM89A
Product: family with sequence similarity 89 member A
Source: RefSeq, a predicted model, not a curated record